This is a messenger RNA of Astrephomene gubernaculifera, 1734 nucleotides long. NCBI's taxonomy places the organism in Eukaryota, Viridiplantae, Chlorophyta, Chlorophyceae, Chlamydomonadales, Astrephomenaceae. The record is from the annotation of a GenBank genome assembly.
AGGCGCUUGGUGCCGUGUGCUGCGAUCCUAGUGAUACUGCGUAAUCGCGUCCUUACAUGUUUCGGUUCGGUUACGGCAGUAUUUGGUAUCCCUUUGGCUUCUAAGCAAUAUAUGUAAGAGAUCGUCCACGUACUUCUAAAUUUUGGAGUUUUUGACUUCAAUCACUGACAACACAAUGGCCGGAACUGAGGAGCAGUUCGACCUAGUAACCAUCGGCGCAGGGUCAGGCGGUGUACGCGCAAGCCGCUUCGCUGCCACCCUUUAUGGUGCAAAGGUUGCAUGCGUAGAGCUCCCUUUUGGGCUCGUCGCCAGCGAGUCUGUGGGAGGUGCAGGUGGCACCUGUGUCAUUCGCGGCUGCGUGCCCAAGAAGCUGCUGGUGUACGGCGCUGCGUUCGCGCAGGAGUUUGAGGACGCGCGCGGCUUCGGCUGGUCCUUCCCCGGGGCGGGCGCGGGGGCGGAGGCUGACGGAGACAAGGAGGGGGCGGGUAGCGGCGCCGCUGCACCCAAGCAUGACUGGUCCUCUCUGAUGAAGUUCAAGGACAAGGAGAUCCAGCGGCUGAACGGCAUGUACGGCAACAUCCUCAAGGGAGCUGGCGUCACAUUCCUGGAGGGCCGCGGCGCCCUGCUGGACCCCAGCACGGUGCAGGUCACCGCCCCGGACGGCUCCAAGCGCACCCUGCGUGCCAAACACAUCCUCAUCGCCACCGGCGGAGUGGCCACCAAGAUACCCAUCCCUGGAGCGGAGCAUGCCAUCAUCUCCGACGAGGCUCUGGCGCUGCCGUCCCUGCCGCCGGGGCCCAUCGUGGUGCUGGGGGCAGGCUACAUCGCCACCGAGUUCGCCGGCAUCUUCCGCGGCUGCCACUCGCACCCCGUGCACAUCAUGUUCCGAGGGGACAAGGUGCUGAGGGGGUUCGACGAGGAGUGUCGGGAGCAGGUGCAGGACAACCUGGGCAAGCGGGGAGUCAAGGUGCACGCACGCUGCACACCCACAAGGAUCGAGCAGCACGGCACGCACUCCUACACGCUGCACUACACCGACCCCUCGGGUGCUCCCCAGCAGCUGGCCUGCGCGCUGGUGAUGAUGGCUACGGGGCGCAAGCCGCGAGUGGAGGGACUGGGGCUGGAGUUGGUGGGUGUGCAGCUGGACGGCUCGGGCGCCAUCCCGGUGGACGAGUUCAGCCGCACCCGCGUGCCGGGGGUGUGGGCGGUGGGGGACGUGACCAACCGCAUCAACCUCACACCCGUGGCGCUCAUGGAGGGCAUGGCGUUCGCGCGCUCCGCAUUCGGCGACCAGCUGACCAAGCCCGACUACCGCCACGUGGCCUCCGCGGUCUUCUGCCAGCCGCCCCUCGCCACAGUUGGCUACACGGAGGAGCAGGCGGUCAAGGAGUUCAGCGGCAACAUCGAUGUGUACGUGAGCAGGUUCAGGCCCAUGAAGUACACCAUCUGCGGCCGCGAGGAGCGCACCCUCAUGAAGCUGGUGGUGCACGUGGAGAGCGACAUCGUGCUCGGCUGCCACAUGGUUGGCCCCGAUGCGCCCGAGAUCCUGCAGGGCCUGGCGGUGGCGCUCAAGUGCGGCGCCACCAAGGCGCAGUUCGACGCCACGGUGGGCAUCCACCCCACCGCGGCGGAGGAGUUCGUGACCAUGCGCACCAAGACACGCAGGGUGCCGGCGACGGGCAGCAGCAACCCCAGCAAGCUGUGAGGGAGGAGCAAGGAACAGGAGGAAGGAAG